Molecule: messenger RNA, 1290 nt
Organism: Branchiostoma floridae (Florida lancelet)
Lineage: Eukaryota; Metazoa; Chordata; Leptocardii; Amphioxiformes; Branchiostomatidae
Product: epoxide hydrolase 1-like
Exons: 2
Coding region: 45-362 (105 amino acids)
Biological process (GO): epoxide metabolic process
Molecular function (GO): epoxide hydrolase activity
Source: RefSeq, a predicted model, not a curated record
CGAUAUUCUGUUCUCCUCCCCAGGAUGAGUUGCUGACCAGUGUGAUGAUAUACUGGGUAACAGGAACCAUCCCUUCAUCCAUGAGGUUCUACAAGGAGGCGUUUGCUGGAAAAGCACUCGUGGCCAUCGGGCUACCAGUGACAGUACCAUCAGGUGUGGUAGCAUUUCCUCAUGAGAUCAUUAGCCACGUGCCUGAGUCCUUUUGCUACUGGGGCUACCCUAAUCUGGUCCACUACACCACCAUGCCCACCGGCGGGCAUUUCCCGGCCUUCGAACAGCCUGCUUUACUAGCGGAGGAUAUCCGAGCAUUUGCAAGGAAAGUAGAGGCUCUGGAUACUCCCAAAGAAAAGACACCCCAGUAGUGUUAUUCUAAUACAACUCAAUAUUUUAAUACAACUCAAUAUGAGCAAGGAGGUUAAACAAAACUCCUUGAUAUGAGAUUUACUUCUGGACGUUUAAAGUGACAUCCAUCAUUCUUCUUCAACGCCGCUAGAAAUAAUUGCCAGAACAAUUCAACACAAGUAUGGCUAACCAGAAAAAUUGCUUGAACAUGUCAAUUCACUAAUUCCUAAGGAUUGUAUGCAAAUGUCACUCAAAUAUAAAUCAUGUUUGGAUAGUUCGCUAUGGUAAGACAAUACCAUAGGAAAAGUUAUCGUCCUUUGUGAUGCAAAAUGGAGAGGCAUGUAAAGGAGAGUAGUGUUGAUUCCAGUAUAUGAGUAAUUUAUGUGAAGUAUGCACAAUAAUUAAAAGUCUUACAGAUUAACAUAUGGUAAGUGUAAAGCUGUAUAGACCAAUCCAGACUGUCCAAUCACAAUUAGCAGUUCACCCAAUGACAGUACAGCAAUUAGGGAUUUGACCAAUGAGAGAGUAGCUGCAAAUAUCUGCAUUUUAUGGCUUUAAUGGACACCCUAUAUUUUUAUUUAAGGAAGUGGCCUUAUGGGAUCAGUCUAUUGCAUAGAGUACCUGGGAUACUGUAGUGCAGCACUUGAUCAAGUAUAUUUGAAAGUGUAUACUUAGAAGAUCUAGAAGUGUACACACAGUGUACACACAGUUAGUAUACACUGCUUAUAGCUAAUAUAGAAACAUGGAUGUAAUUAAAAUAAUCUGUUCCAGAUGUAGACUAUAGAUUUUAAUUACAUAUAUUAUGAUGUCUGUGACCAUGUUUGUAAAUUUUGCUCUUUUUCUUAAAUGGAUAUUUGUUACUUUGGUGGGGGCUUUGUAUUUGUAAGGUUCACUAAUUAGCAUAUAUGCUAAUGAAAUAAACAUACUUCUCCAGUCAAGGGUCACAUA